AUGCAAGAUGAAGAACACGGCCCCUACCAAUUAGGCACGAGAGGUACCCCGCAGGGCGCAGCCCUCUCAUCUCUACUGUUCAAUUUGGCAAUGAUGAAACUCCCGGCUCAGCUGGAGAGUGUAGAAGGCAUACAGCACGCGCUGUUUGCCGACGACGUUACCAUCUGGGCUAAACACGGAUCGGUAGGAGACAUUGAGGCCAACCUGCAGCAAGCGGCGGAGAUCGUGGACGCCUACACCCGCCACUGUGGCCUUCAAUGCUCCCCUGCCAAAUCGGAAUUUGUGCACAUUCACCCCUCGCCAAAGUGCACUACCAAAAUUGAACUGUCCCUAGCUAGCGGACCUAUCCCAGAACACGACGAGAUCAGAGUACUGGGUCUCUUAAUUCAUAAACACCGCCGAGUCGACACAACACUGGCCAAACUGCGCAAGGUGGGGGACCAGGUGGGCCGCAUGGUCCACCGGGUCUCCAAUAAAUGCGGGGGGUUACGGUGCAAAAACGCCUUGCGGCUGGCGCACGCAUUCGUAACCAGUCGAGUCUUUUACUCAACUCCUUACCUCCACCUUCGCAGGUUGGACGUGAACGCCCUCAAGGUGGUUCUCCGUAAAAUUUACAAGCGUGCUCUCGACCUCCCGGUCAACACGUCCAACCAGCGCCUCCUGGGCCUGGGGAUGGUCAACACCUUCGCGGAGCUCCGAGAAGCACACUUGAUGAACCACUACAAAAGACUCUCAAGGACGCCGUCGGGUCGCCGCCUUCUUGCCCGUACACAUCCAACACUAACGGAAGAGUGA
This is a messenger RNA of Dermacentor silvarum, 795 nucleotides long. RefSeq lists its product as uncharacterized. The transcript has a single exon. The record is from RefSeq and is a predicted model, not a curated record. Bases 1 to 795 code for a protein of 264 amino acids. Lineage: Eukaryota; Metazoa; Arthropoda; Arachnida; Ixodida; Ixodidae.